Serendipita indica DSM 11827 is the source of this 1722-nucleotide messenger RNA. NCBI's taxonomy places the organism in Eukaryota, Fungi, Basidiomycota, Agaricomycetes, Sebacinales, Serendipitaceae. The record is from the annotation of a GenBank genome assembly.
AUGAACGCAUCGCAGACCUCGUCUCGUGCCCUUCAAACCUUACGAACUCUACCCGUGAAUGUCUGUAGAGGAUCUAGACACGUCCACACGCUUCCACCACUGCAGACCCUCGUUUCGACUUCGUCGCCCGAGUUUGUCGAGCGCGCAAAUGCCAUGAAUGGGCUCGUCAGUGAAUUAAAGAAGGACCUGGCUGCUAUACGUGAAGGAGGUGGACCAAAAGCGCAGGCGAGAAUGAAGAGCAAGGGCAAGCUACUGCCGCGAGAAAGAUUGGCACAGCUACUUGAUCCGGCGUCGCCAUUCUUGGAGCUGUCGCCGUUAGCAGCACACAAUGUGUACCGGGAUGCGGACGUUCCUGGAGCGGGUAUCAUCACAGGAAUUGGAAGAGUUGCCGGUCGAGAGUGCAUGAUAGUCGUCAAUGACGCGACCGUCAAGGGCGGGAGCUACUAUCCGUUGACGGCGAGUUAUUCAGACCAAAGCGCUGUGAAGAAACACAUCCGAGCUCAAGAAAUCGCAAAGGAGAACAAGCUCCCGUGCAUAUACCUAGUCGAAAGCGGAGGGGCUGCGCUUCCACAUCAGGCAGAGGUCUUCCCGGAUGCUCAACAUUUUGGACGCAUAUUCUACAAUAUGGCACAACUGUCCUCUCAGGGUAUUCCUCAAAUUUCCGUUGUUCAUGGUAUUUCCGUUGCAGGAGGAGCCUACACAUCUGCCAUGGCAGAUGAGAACGUCAUUGUACGGAACCAAGGUCGAAUCUUUCUCGCGGGUCCACCACUUGUCAAGGCGGCUACGGGUGAAGAGGUCGGAGAAGAAGAGCUCGGUGGGGGUGACAUGCACUCCAGUGUCAGUGGAGUUACGGAUCACCUCGCCAGGGACGAUGCACAUGCUAUUGCCAUUGCCCGUGGGAUCGUUGGAGAUCUAGGAGCGGCAGCGGGCGGGCGAAUAGCGCUACCGGCAGCUGAAGAUGCAGAACCACCACUAUACAGCUCAAGUGAGCUUGGAGGAAUUGUCGGCACCGACGUACGACAACCCUUUGACAUGCGGGAGGUUAUCGCCCGUAUUGUCGACGGAAGCAAGUUCAGAGAGUUCAAAAAGGAGUAUGGCACGACUGUCGUCACAGGUUUCGCAAGUAUACAUGGGCACCCCGUUGGGGUCAUCGGAAACAACGGGAUCCUGUUCUCCCCAUCAGCACUCAAGGCGGCACACUUCAUCGAACUAUGUUCACAGAGACGCAUUCCUCUUCUUUUCCUGGUGAAUGUCACAGGUUACAUGGUUGGUUCCAAGGCCGAACGAGGAGGUAUCGCAAAAGACGGCGCGAAGAUGGUUCGAGCAGUAGCGUGUGCAAAUGUGCCCAAAUUCACCGUUGUCGUCGGUGGAAGUUUUGGCGCUGGCAAUUACGGGAUGUGCGGACGAGCGUACUCUCCACGCUUCAUGUGGCUGUGGCCGAACGCAAAGAUUUCUGUCAUGGGUGGUUCUCAGCUCUCUCAAGUAAUGAGCUCUGUCUCCAAAGAUCCCGCGCAGCACGCCACGCUUGAGAAGGAGAUUGAAGAGCAAGCAAGUGCACGAUAUGGAUCUGCGAGACUGUGGGAUGAUGGAAUUAUCAUGCCCGAAGAUACUCGCGACGUUGUCGGGCUAGGUUUGGCUCUGGCGGCUCGAGAGACUGCAGGAACCUCGCAAACGCAUUCAUCAGGAUGGGACGGCUCAUCUUUCGGAGUGUUCAGGAUGUAG